Messenger RNA from Anoplopoma fimbria (sablefish), 2026 nucleotides. RefSeq names its product myelin-associated glycoprotein. The transcript is spliced from 12 exons. The record is from RefSeq and is a predicted model, not a curated record. NCBI's taxonomy places the organism in Eukaryota, Metazoa, Chordata, Actinopteri, Perciformes, Anoplopomatidae. Bases 60 to 1349 code for a protein of 429 amino acids.
GCACAGACACACAACUGCAUCGAACUCUGAUUUGGGUGAACUGCUCAUCAGCAGCUGAGAUGGGUGUUGUUCUGGCGGUUGAUACUUUGCUCAUCGCUCUGAUGCAAGCUGUCUUUUGUAAAACCUGGGAGGUGACGCUGCCCCAAAAGGUCAUGGGCAUCAGUGACUCCUGUGUCGAUGUCCCGUGUCACUUCGACGUCCCCAAAGAGCUGGAAGCAAACAUCGUAAACUGCUCAGACGGCGGCAUUUGGAGUAAAGGAAACAUGUUCGGUCCUCCCUACUACACUGAUCGCAAUCCUUCCAUCAACAACAUAAAUGGGCGAACACUCGGGGACUUGACAAAGAAGAACUGCACUACAAUGUUCUACAGCUUCCCGAAGAACUUCAGCGACAUGUACUUCUUCAGGAUCGACUGUUUGAACAACCUCAAGUUCAGUUUCAGAAAUGGCGUCAUGAUUAACAUCCCAGCAGAGGUUCCUCCCCCAGAGCUGACCCCUGUGGGUCAGGUGUCAGAGGGAGAGCAGGUGAGGCUGCAGUGUUCAGUCCUGGUGCCCUGCUCCAUCCUGCCCCCCUCCAUCACCUGGCUCCCCCGGGACAACUCCAGGCAGGAAGAGACGCAAAUGCAGCAGGAGAGUCCGUAUCAUCAGACGAUGAUGACGUCCACGCUGACCUUCAACGCUUCAGCCGACCACCACAACCAGAGCGUCACCUGCUCCGUCUCCUAUCCGCUGACUAAAGGGGGCAGCAGCCAGCCGUCUGCAACCACUCUCAGACUCAACAUCCUGUAUGCUCCUAGAGUUAUCGUGGCAACGCUCAGCACGUCAGUUCCAGUUUCUGAGGGCCGCGUUGUGACGUUUACCUGUUGGAGCGAUGCCAACCCACCUGUGAGCCUCUACACCUGGUACAGAGUCGACAGAGGCCAGUUGACUAAGAUGGGUGAAGAAGAUCUGCUGGUCCUGAAGGUCAGUCAGGAGGACAGCGGGGCUUAUCUGUGUGAAGCUCGAACCCAGAGGGGCUCCAAGAGGUCCAGACCUGUGACUCUGGAGGUCAUCGCCAAUACAGGCAGCAGCCACUGUGUUGAGGCGGUUCCAUACCUCAUAUGUGGAGUGUUGUUGGUCCUCUACAUAUUGACUGUUGUUGUGGAUGUGUACAAGUAUCAAAGUAUUUCCAGGAGGCUGAAACAGAUUGAGCUGAAGGGAGAACGCACCUACACUGAUCUGAAAACCUCCAGGCCGGCCUCUGACUAUGACCAACUCCAGGGAAUUCCCUGUACUGAAGCUCACAACUACGAGAACCCCAUCACUCUGAAGGCCAGCUACAUAAAUCUACCCCCGCCAAAGACCACCUGAAGGAAUGGGUUGAAGUUUUCAUUUAAAGGGUCUAAAUAUGUUUGUUAAAGCUUCAAACUAGAUUUUGUGUUUGUAUAUAAUCCAUAUUCUUUAUCCACUUUGUUUCAAGCAUUCUUUGAAGGCAUACUUGUUUUAAGCUUUUGGUGACUUUACCAUCACACGUAACGAAUCAUUUUACUGUAGAUGUCAGACAUGUACUUUUGCACACAUAUCCUGUUAUUCAUUAUUAUACGUUUGGAAGAAACUAGAAUUUAUAAUUAUAAAGUUUUGUGUGAAUGAGGACUAAUAAACUUUCAAGAGAUUAAUUAAAGACUAUUUUUAUUUUAUAACUUCCAUAUCUUUCUCUACUCCUUUUAGCUCAUUUGUUAUGUUCUCUAGAUUUAUUUUGACACUUUUGGGUCACAUAACACAAGAUAUGCUGAUGUUAACAUCAUUUACCACACACGACUCCGGUCACAGCGCUUCAAAGGAUCUUCUGUAGGACACAUAAAUAGACAAUGUCACUUCUGCCUCAUUAAACUCCACUUUGGUCUCUUUGAUCUGCAGAGCGACUCAUAAUCUUUUUGGUAAUUUACUGGUGCACAUGAACAGCUUAUGAUGUGGAAAAUCAUUAAUCAGCAGAGGUUAGAAUGAUGGAGCGCUGAGAAGCAUGUCAGACGCAUUUUCUACUUUUCCCU